Gadus macrocephalus (Pacific cod) is the source of this 2017-nucleotide messenger RNA. RefSeq names its product protein disulfide-isomerase TMX3-like. Gene Ontology annotation, molecular function: protein disulfide isomerase activity. The transcript is spliced from 16 exons. Gene Ontology annotation, biological process: peptidyl-cysteine oxidation. NCBI's taxonomy places the organism in Eukaryota, Metazoa, Chordata, Actinopteri, Gadiformes, Gadidae. Gene Ontology annotation, cellular component: endoplasmic reticulum. Bases 154 to 1458 code for a protein of 434 amino acids. The record is from RefSeq and is a predicted model, not a curated record.
AGGUACAAUGACUGGGAGUGAUCGUGAUGCCAACCCCCACCCAAACCGGCCAAUUGGCGGAUUAAAUCCGCUCAGACCGCCCGGUGGAUUGCUGGAGAAGUCCGUGCUUCUACGUUUACUGUUGUAGAUCGAUAGGCCUACGCGUUGUCCAACAUGAAGACCACCGUUAUAUUGACAGUGCUGCUCGGCAUGACCGCUGUGUCCGCCUAUGUGGAGGAACUAGAUGAUACGUUUAUGGAAACCAAAGAAGAGACAGAAAUAUGGCUGAUAGAGUUCUACUCCCCCUGGUGUGCGUUCUGCAAGCAGCUGGACCCGGUGUGGCACGCCAUCGGCUCGGAGCUCCGGAGUCUGGGCUCGCCCGUCCGCGUCGGCAAGUCGGACGCCACGGCUCAUACCGGCCUUGCCAAAGAAUUCAAAGUCAGAGGCUAUCCUGCUAUCAUGAUGCUGAAGAACGACAGGAAGUAUAACUAUGAAGGUCCCAGGACCAAGGACGGCAUCAUGGACUUUGCUAACCGGGUCGCCGGGCCCGAUGUCCGAGGCCUACCCAGUCAACAGAUGUUUCAACACGUUAUAAGCAGACAGCCUGUCAUGUUCGUUUACAUCGGCGCUUCAUCCCCUCUGAAGGGAAACUACACGGCUGCAGCCAAGGAGCUGAUCGUCCACACCUACUUCUUCUCCGCUGGCCGGGACAUUCUGCCCAAGGACGUCAACAUCCCUAAGCUGCCUGCCGUCGCAGUCUUCAAAGAAGACACGGUCCUGACCUAUAACGAGGAGACAGACGGGGAUCUGAAGAUGUGGAUCAACAGGGAGAGGUUCAGAAGCUACUCCAAGAUCGACAGCUACACCCUGUACUCCAUGGGAGACACAGGUAAAAUGGUGGCCUUGGCUCUGGUGGAUGAUGGAGCCUCGUGGGAGAAGAGCAGAAGAUAUAAAAGUCUGGUGGAGCAAGUGGCGCUGAACCAUAAGGAGUUAUACAGCAAGGACUUUUAUUUUGGUUACAUGGAGGGAGGUGACUACGUUAAAGGACUGGUGAUGGGUGAGGUGCUGAUGCCCUCCAUCAUCGUGCUGAAUCUGUCCAAUGACGGGUACUUCCUGCCACCCAUCGUCAUGGAGACGGAGCAACACCUCAUGGACUUCCUGAACGGAGUCCUGGACAAAAGCUUUGAGUGCCAGGGAGGCAAUGGUGUGAGUCAGCGUGUCAGGAGGUUGGUGUACGAGGCCAGGAACACACUGACACCCUUGUUCGAGCGGGCUCCGAUGGUGGGCUGUGUGGUGCUCAGCAUCCCUGUGGUGGGGGUGGCGUUGAUCUGCUACAUGGGAUACAAGUGGAAGGUUCCCUCCCAGGGGGAGGAGGACGGACAGGAAGCCCUUCCUGGCGCCCAGAUAGAGGAGAGUCCGGGGAAGAGCGGCGCCAUAGGGCAGAAAAAGAAGAGCGCUGCGGAGAAAAAGAGUGAUUAGCUUGUGAGCGAUUAAUGUAUAGCAGCUAGGAGAUAGCGGGUAGAUGUCGGUGGGUAGGAGUUGGCGGCUAGGUGUAAGCUAAGGGUGACCCGCUAGGAGUUAGCGACAAGGCGUUGGCGGUAAGGAGUAGCUAGGAAUUAGCCAUCUGUCAGCGACCUUGGAGGAGAAGGGCUGGUCGCCUGGGGACUGUCCCAGACUGAAGGAAGGAUACAAGGAAGGAUGGAGACGAGGAGGGAAUUAGGUUUACCUUCUCCACUUUUCUUUGGAAAUUGUUCUCUAAGCUCUUAUCUUGAUUUUAGUGAAUGGAACGACAUUGAAUAACAUUAAACAUAUCAAUAUGAUAUUUAUCCUGUACUCACAUAUACGAUAAUAAUAUAAUCUAAGACAGAACAAUGUGCAGCACAUAGAAAUGGUUAUAUAACAUUUAAAUAAUGAAAUUUGAUGGUGAGUGCAGUCAUCCAUCCUGAGUAAUCGUGUGUAUCUUAUUGCCAAGGACUUUUUUAACCAAGAAAUUUGACAUUUUAAUGUGAAUCAUUAAAAUGUUUUCUUUUUCAAACUA